Messenger RNA from Monodelphis domestica (gray short-tailed opossum), 1365 nucleotides. NCBI's taxonomy places the organism in Eukaryota, Metazoa, Chordata, Mammalia, Didelphimorphia, Didelphidae. The record is from RefSeq and is a predicted model, not a curated record.
AGUUGCGUGUCCAGGGCGCGAGGUCACUCUCCACCUCUUGGAGCUCUCGGCCUUUUUUCCCGCCCCCUACGCCUCUCGGGAUUGGUCGAGGUGGCGUAGGACUGGGGCGGAAUUGGCUGGUAGAGGCGUCAGCCCGCCCUGUUCCGUACCGUGAAGCCUGGAGGGAAUUCUGAGUCCCUGAGCUACGGCGGGCGGCGGCGGAAGUGACCAGAGGAGUCCCGCCCCGGCUCGGCCGGCACCAUGCUGCCCUUAUCCUUAUUGAAGACAGCCCAGAAUCACCCCAUGUUGGUAGAACUAAAAAAUGGUGAAACCUACAAUGGGCACCUUGUGAGCUGUGAUAACUGGAUGAACAUCAAUUUGCGAGAGGUCAUCUGUACAUCCAGGGAUGGUGAUAAGUUCUGGCGCAUGCCUGAAUGUUAUAUCCGAGGCAGCACCAUUAAAUACUUACGGAUUCCUGAUGAGAUUAUUGACAUGGUAAAAGAAGAGGUGGUGUCCAAGGGUAGAGGCCGAGGUGGUGUACAACAGCAGAAGCAGCAGAAGGGGCGUGGAGCAGGUGGAGCUGGCCGAGGUGUGUUUGGAGGCCGAGGCCGAGGAGGCAUUCCGGGCAGCGGGAGAGGGCAGCAGGAGAAGAAGCCAGGCCGGCAGGCUGGAAAGCAGUGAGACUGAUGGGAAGACCCUUUGCUGCUGCCCUGUACUUGCCCUUGUGAUUUGGAGUUGCGUUUCUAAUUUUCAGUUAAUGAAUCUUUUUAAAAAAGGAAAGUUGGGGGCUGGGCAGGUGUUGGGGGGAAAUCCCAUCAAUCACAUCUUUUGUAAUUCUUUCAAAUUGUCUUCUUUAGGUAAAGUUAGGGUAUUCUUUCCUCACAUGUUUUAGCUGCCCUUCUAGAGUUAGAAAUGUGCUGAUACUAUUCAUUUUUUUUAUAUUCUUGGUUCCAAGGAACUUGAUUCCUAAGAAAAGUUCAGUGCUAUUUCAUCUUAAAGAUUCUGAACACUUUUUUUUAAGUAUAGCUGAAUGUAGUGUGCCUUGUUCCUGUUUUUAGAAUAUUUCAGGCAUUUCCAGAGGGGUUUUAUUAUACUGCCGUCUGUCUUGUGAUGUUUGCUUUAGGAUUUGGGCAUUUCUGACACAUGGCAGGUUUUUUCCUUCAAAGUUACAAGCCCUGAAACUGUCAGGGAUGUGUUUCCUUUAGUACGUUCCAGCCUUGCUGCUGCUGCUUCUUUUGUCGUUGUUGUCUUUUUUUUUUUAACUAAAAAUAGGGGUUGGAACUUGUUUCAGAGAAUAAUUAUCAGAGUUGUUUUCCCGUUCUCCCAGUAUUUGUUUUGGGGAAACCACUUGAGUUUGUGACUGAAAUAAAAGUAAUACAACCAUAA